Camelus dromedarius (Arabian camel) is the source of this 2094-nucleotide messenger RNA. Its product is annotated as kinesin-like protein KIF19. NCBI's taxonomy places the organism in Eukaryota, Metazoa, Chordata, Mammalia, Artiodactyla, Camelidae. The record is from RefSeq and is a predicted model, not a curated record. The transcript has 13 exons. Gene Ontology annotation, molecular function: microtubule binding; microtubule motor activity; ATP binding. Gene Ontology annotation, biological process: microtubule-based movement. The coding region runs from base 1 to 2094 and encodes 697 amino acids.
AUGCCCUCCCGCCCUGCUGCCAGCUCCUCGCCGGCCCUGGACAGCCCCGCCGUGGGGGAGGUGGAGCCCAAAGACCAGCAGCUCAUGGUGGCGCUUCGGAUCCGCCCGCUCAGUGACUUGGAGCUGGAGGAUGGGGCCACCGUCGUCGCCCACAAGGCAGGCGACCAGGUGGUGGUGCUGAUGGACCCCGGGGAGGACCCCGAGGACCCGCUGCGCACACACCGGUCCCAGGAGAAGACCUUCAUCUUCGACACUGUUUUCGACCAGCAGGCAUCCCAGGAAGACGUGUACCGUGCCACCACCCAGCACUUAGUGGAAGGCGUGGUUUCUGGAUACAACGCGACGGUGUUUGCCUACGGCCCCUCAGGUGCCGGCAAGACCCACACCAUGCUGGGCACGGACGCAGAGCCCGGCAUCUACCUGCAGACCCUCACCCACCUCCUCCGGGCCAUCGAGGAGACCCGAGACAGCGCGGACUGCAGCGUGUCCACAUCUUACCUCGAGAUUUAUAACGAAGCCAUCCGGGAUCUCUUGAACCCGUCCUCGGGGUUUCUGGACCUGAGGGAAGAUGCUAGGGGCAGCAUCCAGAUUGCAGGCAUCACGGAGGUCUCCACCUCCAACGCCCAGGAGAUCAUGCAGCUCCUCACCAAAGGCAACCGGCAGCACACGCAGGAGCCCACGGCCGCCAACCAGACAUCAUCCCGCUCCCACGCCGUGCUGCAGGUCACCGUGCGCCAGCGCAGCCGCGCCACCAACCUGGCGGGGGCAGUGCGCCUGGGGAGGCUCUUCAUGGUGGACCUGGCGGGCUCAGAGCGGGCGUCCCAGACCCAGAACCGAGGCAUGAGGAUGAAGGAGGGCGCCCACAUCAACCGCUCCCUGCUGGCGCUGGGCAACUGCAUCAACGCUCUCAGAGAGAAGGGCGGCAGCCGGGCGCAGUACGUGAACUUCCGGGACAGCAAACUCACACGCCUGCUGAAGGACGCCCUGGGCGGGAACAGCCGGACGGUGAUGAUCGCCCACGUCAGCCCGGCCAGCACGCACUUCGAGGAGUCGCGGUCCACCCUGCUGUACGCCUACCGCGCAAAGAACAUCAAGACGAGGGUCAAGCGCAACCUGUUGAAGGUGUCCUACCACAUCACGCAGUACACGGACGUCAUCUCCGACCUGCGCAGGGAGAUCGAGCGCCUCCAGUGCAAGGUCGAGAAGCAGGAGGCGCAAGGGCGAAGCGAGCCUGGUGUCCAGGACGCUCCAGGUACGGCCGAGCACACGCCUGGCGCCUCCUGCCCCGCCUGGCACCGGGUCCGCGCCGAGCGUCCCGCCCGGGGCCCCGGCACCGCCCCCGCUCCCAGCCCUGUUGGGCCUCCCGGGGUGACCGGGCCAGCGCCCGCCUUGGCUCUAACUCUGGCUCUCUUCCUGCCCCCAGCCACGAUCCCCCCUCCUGAUGCCGAGGAGGAUAGCCGCCUGCAGAUGAACAAGGUCCGGGCACAGCUCAUCGGGGCCUUCAAGGAGCAGCUGGAGAUGAGGCGCAGCCUGCUGGAGCUGGAGAACACCAAUGUCGAGCUGCACAUAGACACGUCCCGCCACCUGCUGACCAUCGCAGACUGGGAGCGAGAGAGGACCCACCACCUCGUGCGCAGGGCCCGCACGCCCGGGAGGGACCAGGAGCCCGUGGAGGCCAAUGCAGACGGGGGUGAGGGCGAGUCUGCAGAGCCACACGAGGUGGCCCUGGCCAGAGAGGAGGUCAGCAUGCUUUUGGCCGAGCAGCGGAGAACGGCGGCCCUCAAGGCUGGGCUGGAGCAGUGUCUGGCCAAUGCCAAGAAGAAGGUCUCGCAGAUGGAGAAGCUGCUGCCCGCACAGGUCAUCAGCGAGGACCAGCGGGAGGUGCUGCGGCUGCUGUGCAGGGCCCACGAGCUGGAGGUGGAGAACACGGAGCUGCAGGCCAGCAGCCUGUGCAGGAAGAACCUGCUCUGCCAGAAGGACUUCGUGAUCCAGCGCUACCACCAGCACCGGCUGCUCUGCGAGCAGAUCAUCCAGGACCAGCGGCAGCUGCUGCAGGGUGAGCCAGCCCGCCCCGCGCCAUGCCCGAGGCUCUGA